Molecule: messenger RNA, 486 nt
Organism: Diaporthe citri
Lineage: Eukaryota; Fungi; Ascomycota; Sordariomycetes; Diaporthales; Diaporthaceae
Exons: 2
Coding region: 1-486 (161 amino acids)
Biological process (GO): carbohydrate metabolic process
Cellular component (GO): intracellular anatomical structure
Molecular function (GO): isomerase activity
Source: RefSeq, a predicted model, not a curated record
AUGACCGCAAACGGAGCAACACCAAGGUGGAGGGUAGCGGUAGGCUGUGACGAAGCUGGCGUGACAUACAAGGACACCAUAAAAGCCGACCUUUCCAAGGACCCGCGAGUCGAACACAUUGAAGACGUCGGGUCGUUCGCCACAGAUGACAAGACUGCCUACCCUCACCGCGCGGCGGCAGCAGCCCGUCUAGUCGCCGACGGGAAGGUGGACCGCGCUCUCUUGAUUUGCGGGACAGGGCUCGGGGUUGCCAUCACCGCCAACAAGGUGAAGGGUGUCAGGGCGGUCACGGCGCAUGACUCCUUCUCUGUCGAGCGGGCGGUGCUGAGCAAUAAUGCCCAGGUGCUCUGCAUGGGUGAGCGAGUGAUCGGGUUGGAGCUGGCACGCAGGCUCGCCAAGGAGUGGCUUGGGUACGUGUUUGACGAGAAGAGUGCCAGCGCCAGCAAGGUCGAGGCUAUUCGCGACCUUGAGAGGGGCGCCGAGUGA